CGGGAGAUAUGCAACGCCAACACGCCGCACCCCACUGACGGUUUACUGGAAUCCACACCCUCGGGACAGUCAAGACCGGAGAGCGCACGGCCUGUAUCGACCCGACCGAUAGAAAGACCAGUAGAAAGACCUGUCGCUAGUAGACCGGUCUCGUCAAGACCUACAGAGAGUAGACCGUCUAUUAGACCGGAGGACACGCCGGUCACCAGGCCAGUCCACGGCACUCCAUCCAACUCUGGUCCAGUGUACGUACCCACAGCCAACCCACCGAUAGACCAGAUCAAUGUCAACCCAUUUGUUAUCGGGGAGGGGGGCAGGGGGCAGGCGGGCUCCAGGCCGAACUCAGUGUUCGGACUGACCACCUCCUCCUAUACCACCACUACCACUGACAGCGCGGAGUUCGACGACUUUGAUACUGUAAAGAAGCCAGACCCGAGCGAGUACUUCGGCGGAGGUCUGCAGACCAUCAUAGUGCCCAGCAAUUCUAAUGAUGGCUACAACAAUAAUAACAAUAACAAUAACAACAACAAUCACAGCCCAAAGAGUCGUUGCGGUAAGGUAACGUUGAACAAACCCAACCCCCUGGUGGUGAACGGGAAGCCGACCCUCGAAGGACAAUGGCCCUGGCAGAUAGCUCUGUAUCAAACACAGACAGUAGAUAGCAAGUAUAUCUGCGGCGGCACGCUAGUGACGCAUUUACAUGUUAUCACGGCAGCGCACUGCGUCACACGCAAGAGUUCCAACCGCGUUGUCAACAAGAACACACUCACCAUAUACCUCGGCAAGCACAAUCUGCGGACAUCUGUGCGCGGCGUGAAGAUACGACUGGUGGAGGAUAUCAUAGUUCAUCCGGAAUACAACUCGUCAUCGUACAGUCACGACCUCUCUAUUAUUCAAAUGAUCGAGUCUGUGCCGUACACGGACUACGUGCGGCCUGCCUGCAUGUGGCCUGACGACCAGACCCAACUUAACAGCGUCAUCGGAAAAAAGGGAUCGGUUGUUGGUUGGGGCUUUGAUGAGACGGGCGUGGCGACUGAGGAGCUGACUUUAGUAGAGAUGCCGGUGGUAGACCAGGAAACCUGCAUCAGAUCCUAUAGCGAAUUCUUUGCGAGAUUCACGUCGCAGUACACCUACUGUGCCGGCUACAGGGACGGGGCCCUUGAUAAGAGAACCGGAACCCGAAAAAGUACUUCCGUGUGUAACGGCGAUAGUGGCGGCGGGAUGGUGUUCGAGAUGAACGGUUCGUGGUACUUACGUGGUCUCGUGUCGCUGUCCGUAGCGCGACAGAACGAGUACAGAUGCGACCCCACGCACUACGUCGUAUUCACGGACCUCGCCAAAUUCCUACCUUGGAUACGUCAGCAUAUAAAUAAUUUUUAAUUUAUUGCCAAUAAACAAUUAUUUUUUACUCUGUCACGAAAGUGAUGUCAUCUGUCGUUUUUUGACAUUUUUAAUCUGUUAUUAAAAAAUAUACCAGUAAUGCUCUCUAUUCGAUCAAUUUAAUAAAAAAAUGUAUUAAUAAUUGCAACUAAACUAUAGUAUACUCGUUAAAUGUACAUCGCUUGAUGUUUUUUUUUUAUUUUUUAAGUGAAAAGUGUUUUUGUACAAUGUCUGUGUCCCAUGUUUUUUUUUCCUUUCUCAGUUCUUAAUAUGUGUACUUAAGCUAUUUAUAUCAAAGCCUUUAUGUAAAUAUAUUGGUAACUUUCACUAUUUAUGUAAAGGUUAUUGUCAAAACAUAGGUGUAUCUUAUUUACUCCAUUGCAAUUUAAUUCUAGAACAGAUUCUAGAUCUAAGAGUUAAAAAGGCAACAGUUAGUAGAUAAAAUCGAAAAAAUGUAAAACUAAAACAUUUAAUAAAAAUAAUGUAAAUUCAGAAACUGUGUGUAAAAAUAUUUUUAUUUUGAAGUCAAAUUUGUUUUUACUUUUUUUUUAAUUCAACAAAUUAAAUUUUUUUUU
This is a messenger RNA of Papilio polytes (common Mormon), 1955 nucleotides long. Its product is annotated as serine protease gd-like. Gene Ontology annotation, molecular function: serine-type endopeptidase activity. The record is from RefSeq and is a predicted model, not a curated record. The transcript is spliced from 9 exons. Lineage: Eukaryota; Metazoa; Arthropoda; Insecta; Lepidoptera; Papilionidae. The annotation marks the transcript as partial. Gene Ontology annotation, biological process: proteolysis.